AGAAACACACUGCACUGUUAGCAGCAAGAGCUUUACUCCAGCAGACGGCAUGACCAAGACUACACCAAAAGACUGACAGGUGCCACAGGUACUUUCAAAGAACAUUGAUAUUUUGCAGCUGAUUUCAUUGACAUUCCCUGGACUUUUGAUUCUAAAGGCUCUGUUAGACUUUGAAACUGAACUGGAACUACAACAGGUGAGCUGAUUUGUGCUGUAAUAUACAGUAAAUCUCUCAUACAAUUGCAGUCACAAGCUAGUUCAGUUGGUCACCUUUUUGUUUCUUUUUGUUACUUUUUUUUCUUGAGCUUUCAGACUACUUUCAGUCUUAAAACGUUUUUUAUUUGUAUUUGCUGAUGUUUGCAUUGUGUCAUCAUGGUAUCCAAAGAAAAUUCUGCCAAUAGAGAUACAUGUAGAACACCCCCAUCGUGAUGUCCCUACAAAGAAUCAUUUGAAAGUAAGAGUUAUUGAUGUAACUUUGUGGGGAUGGAAAGUCAUCUGCACGAUUCCAUGGAAAUAGAAAGUUAAAACCACUCUUAAAACCACUCAGAGUAAAUAUGCAUGUUUCUCAGUGCAAUAUAUAAUAUAUAUAAAUUUGACAAUUUUCUUGAAAAAAAGUUGGUGGUGUUCUAAAAACACAAACUUUUAAAAUGUGCUCAUACUAUUUGUCUUUGUCAUUGUCUGUUACAGGGGCAGAACAAAUGAUCAGAUGUGCUCAGAUAUUAUACAGUAUGAGGAUGGUUUGUUUUUUAUGCUUCUGUCCAUCACCCCUUUUUAAGAAACAUCCUUUACAUGUGUUAAUUCACUGUUUACUCUGAUAGCAUUUCCUUACUUCACAUGGAACAUUUACAGUGUUUAAAAAUAAUAAUAUUUUACAACCCUGGUUACAGUUUAAGAGAAAGUAGCUAUAUAAUGGCCCUACCUUAUUCCCAUAGACUUUUUUGGUGGUGCUUGUUUCUGUGGACUGAACUUCCUGUUUCUAGACCAAAAUGUAUUUUUGAUGAGGUUCAGGCUCAUGUCAGGCCACUCAAAGCUGCUCCUCUCCACACCGGGCAAGAGCAGUUUAAGGAUCUACACAACCAAAAGUUAUUCCAGCCACAGAGAAGUACUAGGGACAUAGGCAGCCCACAGCCAAUCAGGAUUAAAACAUGGUUCCCAGAGGAGAGCCAUUUCCAAUCAGAAGAGGAGAGAGGGAGACUGAAGGCAGCUGUGGAGGAGGCUGUCGGGACAGUGUCAUCUCUGCUCUCAGUAGUUAACAGAGUACCUGGCCCUUUACUCCUGAAGCGAGACAUCAACAAAUACUGCAAAUUCAUUUGGAGGAACGCCAGUUCUUUGAACUACAACAGGUGUGGUCGAGCUAAUAAGGCCUACAGAAAUGAGACCUGCCUGGAUGUGACAAUCCCAGACGAGCACCUGAAGGGGUGUGUCAUUUACCCAGAACUAAAUUCAUCUCUGAAGAUCAUGCUGAGGCCUGAAGGAACCGGAUUCCCUGAUACAGACUUCCUGCUGUACCUUCAUGUGCGAGCCACUGACAAGUGCAGAUCAGAGCCAAAUGUACAGGCGUAUGCUGCUCAUUGUCAAACUGGGAGUGAUGGGCGUCCUUUGGCCGGAGUUGUGAUUAUUUGCAGAGAAAGGCUGGUUGGAGUUUUGUACAACCACCACACCACUGUUCUGAUCAUAAUCCAUGAGCUGUUUCAUGUUCUCGGCUUCUCAAAGACGCUCUUUGGUUCUUGGAGAGACUGUUCCACCUCCUUUCGUCUGGGUUGUUCCCUUCGAUCCAGAAUGAUUCGUCCAGAUGCUUCGGGUCAGAUGAGAAUUUACAGCCCGUCUGUGACCUCAGCCCUUCAGAGGCAUCUGAGGACUACUGAUCCAGAUAUAGGAGGGCUUCUAGAAAAUAAGGAUGCUGGCCCUAGUGGGGUCUCUUCACACUGGGAGUCCCGGUUGAUGCAGGGGUCUAUCAUGUCUGCUGUGCUCAAUGAGCCCUCUGUUGUUCGGAUCGACCCGGUGACCUUGUACGCACUGCAAGACACCGGCUGGUACACGGCUGACCUGGAGUGGGCACAGCCUCUGGUCUGGGGAGAAGGAGAAGGAAAUCUGUUUGGCUCUCCUUCAACUUGUAAAAACAACUCUGCUUUCUUUUGCUCUGGCAGUGGUUUUGGGUGUCAUUAUCUUCACCUCCACAAGGGGCAGUGCCACUCUGAUCCUUACCUGGAUGGAUGCCACAUUUAUAAACCAAUCCUAAACGGAAGUGAGUGUUUUCUGACUGAAAAUGCCCAACAGGCUGCUCAAGAUGAAAUGUUUGGAUCUGAUAGCCGUUGUUUCUUUUCAACUCUCAGUAAACAGGAUCACGUGAUGAACACUUCAGUUGAGGGUCGGUGCUACAAACACCGAUGUACUGGACUUAAUACGUACCAGAUACAGGUUCAUGGUGCUGACUGGAUGGACUGUCCAGCAGGAGGCGCUAUUCGGAUCAAAGGAUAUCAGGGCUUCGUUUGGUGCCCAGACAAGAGACUGUGUGUGCCUGAAGUUGCUCCUGCUCAGUUUUUGUCUCAUAACACAAGCAAAUCAAAGAGGGUAGUUUGGUCAUUUUGGAGGACCUCUGCUGUAGUCGUUGCUUUGACCUUCUCCCUGGUUCUGGUUGUGACCAUUUCCUGUCGCUGCUGCAAGGUCAGAGUUCACAGCCUCCAGCAUGAACACAAUCUGCACCAAACACUUCCAUAAAGAUGUUUAUUAUUAUUAUCAGAUUGUUAAUUUUGAUUGCUG
Messenger RNA from Boleophthalmus pectinirostris (great blue-spotted mudskipper), 2760 nucleotides. Its product is annotated as ciliated left-right organizer metallopeptidase. Gene Ontology annotation, cellular component: membrane; cytoplasm. The coding region runs from base 835 to 2718 and encodes 627 amino acids. The record is from RefSeq and is a predicted model, not a curated record. NCBI's taxonomy places the organism in Eukaryota, Metazoa, Chordata, Actinopteri, Gobiiformes, Gobiidae. The transcript has 14 exons. Gene Ontology annotation, molecular function: metalloendopeptidase activity. Gene Ontology annotation, biological process: proteolysis; cell adhesion.